Messenger RNA from Exophiala dermatitidis NIH/UT8656, 5313 nucleotides. Its product is annotated as chitin synthase. Lineage: Eukaryota; Fungi; Ascomycota; Eurotiomycetes; Chaetothyriales; Herpotrichiellaceae. Gene Ontology annotation, cellular component: myosin complex; cell septum; cell periphery. Gene Ontology annotation, molecular function: ATP binding; cytoskeletal motor activity; chitin synthase activity. Bases 1 to 5313 code for a protein of 1770 amino acids. The record is from RefSeq and is a predicted model, not a curated record. The transcript has 2 exons.
AUGGCCAAUCGAUACUCUACCUAUUCGAACGGUUCCUCACAACCGGCGGCAGUUCGCUCGGCGGCCCAACAAUCAACACAAGUCUCAACUACCACCCUCCUCAAUGCUCUCCACACAGUCUACGCCUCCGGCCAGACUUACCAACUCGACUCGAGCACGAGUAUCGCAGCCAACACUUGGCUGACCGCGAUCAACCCGGACGCGCACGGUCGAGUGGGUGGCACGGUAGAUGCCGACAUUGCUUCAAGAGCAUGGGAGCAUGCCAGAAGAAGAGCAGAGGAUGCUUGUGUGAUUCUGGCAUCUCUUCAUCCCUCCACGCCGUCGGUGUUUCAGACGUUCCUGCAAGUCGUUCCUUUACCGACACCCUCUAUCGUAAACACUGCCCUGUCAGCAUUGCGACCCUUCCUUUGUUGCGCCACGCCAAUCAACCCGACUACACAUCGACUUUCGUCCUUUAGCGCCAGGUAUACAGUCACACUUUCGGGGACCGUUACCGGUUUCAAUCUUGCCUUGUCCGGCUCCGGCAUCGAUGUAGAAAAGGGUUUACUCAGGAUCCCGUCUCAACCGGGCAACCGGGCUUUCGAUGUUUUCUACUACCUUUUAACGUCUGCUUCUACGCCUGCUGAACGCGAAUUCCUCAGUUUGCAGCAUCCAUCAAAAUAUGCACUUCUGAAUAGGUCGGGUACAUAUGAGCCUCCAACCUAUCUCCCUGCCGCAGACGAUACUGCAGCAGCCGAAGAUUUCCGCGUGGCGCUCAAGGCCAUCGGCAUCAAAGGAGCCUCCUUCCGAGGAUUACUCUCCUGUCUUGCUGGGCUGCUCAAAUUAGGGGAAACAGUGGGUUUCCUCGUUGAUUCGGACAUUCUUGAAGACGUGUGUGAAGAUGUCGGGGCGCUCGUUGGCCUGGAACCUGAGGUUCUCCUCAAGAAAUGCACCACCGACGACCGGGAGGUAUUGAUUGCGGGAAUGUACGAAGCAUUAGUCGACUGGGUGAUAUCCAAAGCCAACGACGCAAUUGCCGCCGAGUUGCGAGCAGGGGCUCUCACACCCGACUCGAGCACCCAGGAUGGAGACGAGGUUAGCUUCACGGUCGUUGAGAUUUAUGACGAAACUCUCGGCAAGGCGGUGACGAUGCGCAAUGUUUUCGAUGACACUUUCGGCAUCAACGCGGAAAUGAAGGAUGACGGUAUUGAGGUGGUACCCGCUGGCCACUCGGUGCUCAAAGAAAUGCAAGCGGCCGUCGCACAGGCGGAGGCUGAUUUGGGCAUCAAAGGCACCCCGCUCAGUCGUGAAAGAGAGCAUGACCGCGACAGGCGAGAAGCUAUCUUGGAGAGGAUUGGGGCUGAAGCCGAGGAUGGCGGAUUCUUGCAUACACUUCUCUACCCUGUUGAUGGAGAAGGCCUGAAUUUUGGUCGAAGGGGACGGUUUGACCUCGGCGCCACCGUCGCUAGCAGCAGGGCCUGGUACCAACUCUCUAUUCAUCCUACGGAUGAGAGCCCAAGUGCUCUAGCCGCUCUUCCCUCGCCGACCUCUGCGUGGUCGGCAGGAGCCGUCUCCCGACAGUUACGGGCAUGGAGAUUGCCGGAAUGGGCCAACCACCGUAACCGACAUCUCGACUUCACUGCCGAUUUCGACUUUGAAGAGUUUGUGACGAGAUAUUCCAGACUAGGCUGCAAAGACGGCAAAGACGGCAUCGAAACCUUCUUGCUUGAACGUGGCUGGACAAAUGGUGAAGUUGUCAUCGGCCGCGAGCGUGUCUGGAUGCGUGAGUCUGCAUGGUGGGAAGCCGAGUCAAUGCUUGACAUGAAGCCUGUCGCAGGCGGCUAUCAAGACGAUCCCGCUUUUGGCCAGCCACUGAAUCCCUUUGCCUCUGGCUACUCGGCCAACAUGCCGCACAAUGGCAGCGGCUUCUUCCCUCCGGUCGGCGACAAUAUGAGCCUUCAAGACAGCCGAGAAAAUCUCCUUGCACAAGCGACCACUGAGCGGGCCAAAUCACUGGCACCAACAAUGGCUAAAACGGUCCAAUCAAUCGGCGGUGACUAUGGACUUGGUCCCAAAGGAGACUCACAUAAAGACCACGUAUACUACGAUGCGGAUCUGGGAGUAUAUACCGGGGAGCUCGACCCUGAGUUCGGAGACCCUCGUAACGUCGAGUCCAAACCCACCUCGGCCGGGCGACAAGCCUGGGUGUCUGUCGUCUGGGCCUUGACCUGGUGGAUCCCGUCCAUCAUGUUGAGGUACAUUGGUGGCAUGAAGCGGCCAGAUGUACGCAUGGCUUGGCGGGAGAAGGUGGUUUUGGUCUUCAUUAUAUUCUUGAUCAAUGGUAUAAUCGUGUUCUACUUCGUCGAAUUUGGGAGAUUACUGUGUCCCAACUUUGACAAGGCAUGGAACGCCAAAGAGGUGGGCUACCACACGGGGACGAACGACGUGUAUGUCAGCAUCCACGGCAAGGUCUACGACAUUACCAAAUUCUACCGGUUGCAACACAGUGACACCAGCAUCGAAACCAACGCGGAAAACAUGCUGCCUCUCGCAGGUCAGAAUCUUGACGCGUACUUUCCGCCGCCGUUGAGCCGCGCUUGUCCCGGCCUUGAUAUUGACGAAAGUGUCACAUUGCAGCAUAACAAUACGGAUGCAGUCCAGUACCCUAAUGCGGUUCACACCUCUGGUGAACGUCUUCAAACAAAUACCAAGUCUGCGCUGCACAGCUGGAACUGGUACAGCGACAGGUUUUUGCCCAAGAUCAAGGAAUACUACAAGGGCGACCUCGUGGUUUCGAAACACAGCUUAAAGCAACAAGCCGAAAAUAGCCAGCGGAUGUGGGUGGUCAUUCACAAGAAGAUCUAUGAUUUCACCGACUAUUUCUACACCUUGGACCAGAUGAACAACUACGCCACGUAUAAGUUCUUCCCCGACGAAGUGACGGAUCUUGUUUCCAGCAACCCCGGUCUCGACAUCACGGAUAAAUGGGGGACCAGUGCCUCCUUUCAAACGAGCCUCAACUGUAUGGACAAUGCUUUCUAUGUUGGCAAAGUUGACUUCCGCGACGAGCCCAAGUGUCAGGUCAACAAUUACAUGAUGUUGGCAUUUAGCAUUGUUCUUUGCUCGGUUAUCUUGGUCAAAUUCUUAGCAGCCUUGCAAUUAGGAUCCAAGCGCCGGCCGGCUCCCCAAGACAAGUUCGUGAUCUGUCAGGUGCCCGCGUACACUGAAGGUGAAGACCAUCUUAGGAAGUCACUCGACUCGCUCACGGCUCUACAAUACGACAACAAGCGGAAGCUGAUUUGCGUUAUCUGCGAUGGCAUGAUUGUCGGAGGCGGCAAUGACAGGCCAACACCCAAGAUUGUCCUUGACAUCCUCGGAGUUGAUCCGAAGAUUGACCCGCCCGCCCUCCCCUUCAGAUCGGUGGGCAACGGAAAUGAGCAGCUAAAUUAUGGAAAAGUCUACUCUGGCUUAUAUGAGUACGAGGGUAAUGUCGUGCCCUACAUUGUUAUUGUCAAAGUCGGCAAAGAAUCCGAGCAGUCCAAGUCGAAGCCGGGAAAUCGUGGCAAGCGAGACUCUCAAGUUUUGCUCAUGCAGUUCCUGAAUCGCGUGCACCACCGAUCUCCUAUGUCGCCUCUGGAGUUGGAAAUGUUUCACCAAAUCAACAACAUCAUCGGCGUGGACCCCGAGUUGUACGAGUAUCUUCUCAUGGUAGAUGCAGACACUAUGGUCAAGGAAGACUCUCUGAAUCGGCUGGUCGCUGCAUGCGCCAAUGAUGCCAAAAUUGCCGGAAUCUGCGGUGAAACCAGUUUGGAGAACGAAGAACGCAGUUGGUGGACUAUGAUCCAAGUCUACGAGUACUACAUUUCCCAUCAUCUUUCCAAGGCUUUCGAAUCGCUCUUUGGCAGCGUCACCUGUUUGCCAGGCUGUUUCUGCAUGUACCGUUUGCGCACGGCAGACAAGGGACGUCCUUUGAUCAUUUCCGACAAGGUCAUACAGGAGUAUUCGGACUGCGAUGUCGACACGCUGCAUAAAAAGAACUUGUUGUCGCUCGGUGAGGAUCGAUACCUCACGACUCUGAUGACGAAGCAUUUCCCGGCCAUGUCGUACAAGUUCAUCCCCGAUGCCUACGCUCUGACUGCCGCCCCAGAAACCUGGUCGGUCCUGCUUUCGCAGAGACGACGAUGGAUUAACUCGACCAUCCACAACCUUGCCGAGCUCGUAUGGCUCAAGGAUCUGUGUGGAUUCUGUUGUUUCUCCAUGAGAUUUGUGGUCUUUGUCGACCUGUUCGGAACCAUCGUCCUGCCUGCUACGUGUAUCUACAUGGUCUACCUGAUCUAUCGGCUGGCUUCGAACACCGGACAAUUUCCUCUGAUAUCGAUCGUGAUGAUUGCGGCUGUCUACGGUUUGCAAGCCAUCAUAUUCAUCAUCAAGAGACAGUGGCAGCAUGUGGGCUGGAUGAUCAUCUACAUCCUGGCAUACCCUAUUUACAGUUUUGUCCUGCCUAUCUACUCAUUCUGGAAUCAGGACAACUUCUCAUGGGGUAACACGAGGAUCGUCAUUGGUGAGAAAGGCGACAAGAAAGUGGUUGCGAUCCAAGAUGAGGGCUUCGACCCCAGGUCCAUCCCGCUCCAAAGAUGGGACGACUACGCCGCUGUCAACAAUCUUCCUGGCCGACGUGGCAACCCGGGCGCCUACCCGGAAAAAGGAGGGUUCGAUGUGAACUAUACGGAUGACCCAGCAGGAAUGGGUGGCAUGAUGGAAAUGGACGACAUGCACUCGACAUACUCAUCCGUCAAACCAUCCAGCACUAUCCUGACGGGCUUUGGCAAGCAACAGCACCCCUACAUGGCACCCCCACGCUCUCCUGCCCCGUUCGGCAACAUGAACAACCGGGCCAGCACCAUGACUGGCCUCACGCAGUUCCGUGAUCAGCCCGUGAGCUUGCAUGGCCGGAACAUGAGCAUGAUGAGUCUCGGAAGCCAGGCCCGUCUGGCAUCGCCGUCGCCAGGUCCUUACCAGGAUCAGCCUCGCAGCCCUUACCAGAGCGGCUUCAAUGGGAUGCAGCAUUCUGUCAGCAGACCAAGCUUGUUAGGUAUGGGCACCAGCCGCCCUGCGUCGACGAUUAUGGAUUUCCGCACUGUCCCGUCUGCCGGGCCGAGCGACCACGAUAUCAUCGAGGCCAUUCGUACGGUCUUGAGCGAAGUCGAUCUGGACACAGUUACGAAGAAGCAAGUCCGCGCCCUGGUGGAGCAACGACUACAAUGUGAGAUUCCGGCCGGUGAGAGGAGGCAGUUCUUGGAUAAGGCUAUUGAUGGGGAGUUGGCGAACAUGUAG